Messenger RNA from Sipha flava (yellow sugarcane aphid), 1184 nucleotides. RefSeq lists its product as uncharacterized. The transcript has 6 exons. The record is from RefSeq and is a predicted model, not a curated record. Lineage: Eukaryota; Metazoa; Arthropoda; Insecta; Hemiptera; Aphididae. The coding region runs from base 402 to 1100 and encodes 232 amino acids.
AAUCCGUUGCCCGUUCAAUCGCCGGCACGAGCAGCGACCGUGCGAACGUGUGUGCGCCGCGUGUGACUUCGUCGUGAUAGCACAUGAAACGGUUUCAUACACAUUCUGUGAUUGUAGUGCUACCGUUGAUCGUCGCCGCGAUAGACGUGUCCGCGGGAACCGAUCGAUAACGAGACCGCGUCAUAAAUCGUAAUAACAUCGAAUCGUCUUCCCUCUCGGUUUUCGUAUAAAUUUUUUUUUCGCUCCGUUUCGCACAUCGCGUCUCCUGGUGGUCCUUCGGUGGACAUUAACUGUCGAUGGGUGUUGCGGUACAACGCGCCGCCGUCUACGCAUAACGACAACAAUCAUAUCGCGUUUUUUCCCGCACCACCGGCAGACGCGCGUGGUGUGUAACAUGAUAAAUGGAGAACGGAUCUCAUUCCACCUUCAAACUGAACAUCAUCUCCCAACCGAAAAAUCAGAGAUGCCGAAGACCGUUGACUCUGUUCUCGUUCAUCACGGCUACGACCAGGGACGGUUCGCAGGUGACGGAAAAACGACUACAAGACGCUUCCGAGGUGUUAAAAGACGAAUUUGCGAAAGGGACCGCGUUGAAAUGCAAGGAAAAAAACGUUGCCGUCUACCCCAUCGUUCACUUCACCGAGGAUAGAAACGCAUUGAUGUCGGUGCUACAAGAUCAAAAAGAAUUAAGCGAACAUUUCAAGUUACACCAAGGCGUCUACCGAGAAAUCAAAAGCAUCGAAUGUGAGGACGGACACGGCCCGUUCGUGACGACUUCGGCGAGCGUAUCGUACAUCGUUUCCGGAUUCAAACUUCUCGACACCAGUCUGGUGGAGGUAAUGAUCGAAUCCUGGAAGGAUUGGACAGGUGCUAGGCACAUAUAUCUCCACAUUCCGUACGAAUUGGGUCUUCAGAGGAUCUCGUUAUUAAAAAAAGUCGCUCCGAAUUCCUUGAACUCUUUUACGUACGUUGUGCUCGCUGAAUGCCUAAAUGUGGACACGGAAGAAAAAAAGAUGAUACUGAUGGACUUCGUGCAGAGGAUGAGAAUAGAAAAAUUCCUUUCCGGUUACCUCUCCGUUUACGAGCUUCUUAAGACAUAACAACAAUUAAUGUUACUAUUAUAUUAUUACCAUUAUCACUGUCAUUACGGUGCAGCGCUUAUUAAACUCGCACUUGCAACUUAA